Molecule: messenger RNA, 1212 nt
Organism: Haliaeetus leucocephalus (bald eagle)
Lineage: Eukaryota; Metazoa; Chordata; Aves; Accipitriformes; Accipitridae
Gene: AADAC
Product: arylacetamide deacetylase
Exons: 5
Coding region: 1-1212 (403 amino acids)
Cellular component (GO): membrane
Molecular function (GO): carboxylic ester hydrolase activity
Source: RefSeq, a predicted model, not a curated record
AUGGGAGCCAAGCUGCUGUGCCUCUUCCUCGCCUCUGCCCUCCUUGCUUACUACAUCUACACCCCCAUUCCUGAGGACCUUGAGGAGCCCUGGAAAGUGAUGUUUAUCACGGCUGCCUUCAGGGCCAUGGGGCAUCUGGCUGAGGUUGCUGAUCGGCUGGGUCUGAUGCACUACAUGGAAACUCUGAUGCUGAUCACAGUGGCUGAGUACGUCGCACCCACGUCUGAUGAAAACGUCACCGUGAUGGACACGGAGUUCAGCGACGUGGCCGUCCGUCUGUACCUGCCCAGAAAGGCGUCUGAUGGGCUGAGAAGGGCGGUGGUCUACUUCCAUGGCGGAGGAUGGUCCCUAGGACACGCAGGCAUGAAACCCUAUGAUCAUCUGGCAAGGUGGACUUCAAACAGGUUAAAUGCUGUCGUGGUAUCAGUCAAUUACAGGUUGGCACCUAAAUACCAUUUUCCCGUUCAGUUUGAAGAUGUAUAUUCGGUAACGAAGUUCUUCCUCCAGAGCAGCAUCCUCUCCCAGUAUGGGGUGGACCCAGAUCGGGUCUGUGUGGCAGGAGACAGCGCAGGUGGCAACUUAGCUGCAGCUGUGGCACAACAGCUGUUAAAGGACCCUGACGUCAAAACUAAACUCAAAGUCCAAGCUUUGCUUUACCCUGCUCUUCAAACCCUUGACCUGAAUUUGCCAUCUUACCGAGAAAAUGAAAACAAGCCCAUUUUACCGAGGCUGCUUAUGGUCAAGUUCUGGAGUGAAUAUUUCACUUCUGAUUCAUCUCUCAGGGAAGCGAUGGCCUCCAACAGGCAUGUCCCAGUUGAAUCGAGCCACUUAUUUCAGUUUGUAAACUGGAGCAAUUUGCUGCCUGAAGAGCUGAAGAAAGAUUAUGUUUACACCAGUCCCACCUACGGAAGCUCCGAGCUCGCGGAGAAGUACCCGGGGUUUCUGGAUCCGAGGGCGGCCCCGCUGCUGGCGAGCGAUGCCCAGCUACGUGGGCUGCCCCUCACCUACGUCCUCACCUGCGAGCACGAUGUCCUGCGGGAUGACGGCGUCAUGUACGCUGGGCGCCUCCAGGCAGCGGGCGUUCCCGUCACGCAUGACCAUGCCAAGGAUGCCUUUCAUGGGGUGAUGAUGUUUGUGUUGGGUCCGGCCAACUUAGCUGUAGGGUAUCGGCUGUUGAACAGGUACGUUGAGUGGUUAAAUGAGAAUCUAUGA